Molecule: messenger RNA, 1014 nt
Organism: Linum trigynum
Lineage: Eukaryota; Viridiplantae; Streptophyta; Magnoliopsida; Malpighiales; Linaceae
Source: the annotation of a GenBank genome assembly
AUGGGGGCUGAGUUCUUUAAAGGGGCUAUUGACCCUAAAGAUGCUCUGGACUGGAUCAAGGAGAUGGAACGAAUCUUUAACCUCCUUGAGUGUCCUGAUGAAGCAAGAGUGGAGUAUAUGUACUACCUGCUCAAGUCUGAUGCUUAUGACUGGUUGUUGACCGUACCCGGAGCUCAGGAUCGUACAAUUCAGUAUACCUGGGCGGAAUUUCUUGAGAAAUUCCGUAAGCAAUAUGUGCCUGAUCUGUAUGUGGAUAGGAAGAAGAAAGAGUUUCUGGACCUGAAACAACAAAGGGGGCAGACUGUUAAAGAGUAUGAUGCCAUUUUCCAUCGUUUGAUGACCUUCGCGAUGGAGUUGGUACCUACUGAACGAGCUAGAUGCAACCGCUAUGAGCAAGGCCUGAAUCCCCAGAUCAAGAUGAUAGUAGCAAAAUCAGAGACGAAUGAUCUUGCCACCUUGAGAGAGGCUGCCAUGAGAGCAGAGGAUUUGGUGAAUGAAUUGGGAGCACAGAUGGCUGAAGGAGGGAAGAGGAAGUGGAAGAACGUGGGUUCCUCGAGUGCUGGGAACUCAUUCGGGGGUAGACCUAAUCAGAGUCAGAAGGUUUCCCGUCCAAUCGCCAGUUACCCCGGACAGGAGCGAAGAAGUGCAGGCCCAGCUCCGAUUUGCCCACAUUGUGGGAAUCAGCAUAUGGGUGUUUGUAGGAGGGUGACUGGUGGGUGUUUCCGAUGUGGAGACACUAGCCACUUUCUCCGCGAUUGUCCCCUCAUGUCAGAGUCCAGGCCUGCUGGAUCCCAGACUACAAUUCAAGGGUCCAGAAGGACUGGAGGUCCAAUGAGAGGAUCAGGAAGAGGUGGUAAUAAUCGUGGCAAAAGUCAGGGUGGACAGAGCAGUCGGGGUGAAGUGCAGCCACGAGCCUUUGCUAUGACUAGGAGGGAGGCUGACAUCUCCCCAGAGGUCGUUACUGGUAAGGAGCAAGCCGGGGGCUCAUCCAAAGGCAAGGGCAUAGCCGAGUGA